AGGAAAAGUGCUUAGAAGAAGGGAGCGAAGAGCCUUCCUUUGGGCUUCUGAUGCGGGCGAGUCCCGGGUCCGGCGAGCCCGAGGGGGAAGUCUGGCAGCACCUUGCUUGGCUUUGUAUGAGGGAACCCCCCCCCCCCUCCAUUUUUGUCAUUUUCUUACCCCGCUCAAAGUUCUCCUCCCCAGGAGAAAAAAAGUCAUUCCUGAAACGGUAGCUUCCAUGAAGAGGCUCGGGUAUUCAUUUAGUCGAUGGUACCUGGGGACCCUGGAUACAAAUUAAACUUACCACCUAAUGUUUGUAAAAUACUACUUAAUUGUCAUACUUGGUGACAGAGCAUGAAUUUAAGAAUUUUAAAAUUCAGUUGAGAAGGAGGCAGCAGGGAGAAUGGGCCAGGUGGUCUCAUGGUGUACUUAGGGGUUAGCUUUUGCUUAAGUACUUACUUUGUAUUAAAACGGGUUGUCUCUGACAUUCUUUCGAUGCUCUUCGAUUUUAAACAAGCAUGUGUUUAACGGGCUAUGAGAUAAGGCUGGGGUCAAUGAAUUAAACUAUUUUCGAAGGUCUGAAUCCCGAAAGAAAGUUGUCAAAAGCGUAUACAUAUAGACUUAGCUUAGACUCACAUUAAAGGAUCUGCAGUCACAUACCCACAGGGGAUUUAGCAGACACCCAGGAGGAAGGAAUUAAUUUCUGUCUCUUAUUACAGUUAACCUAUUAAGAGGGUGGUUCUUACUCAAGCCACACAGAGAUUUUUACUGCUGAUAAACAUUGAAAUGUAAAUGUGUGAAACUCACAAGGACAUUAUUCUAUAACAAACAGAAAAUGGAUGAAAAUAAAGAUAUGGACUCAAAAGAAAGUGGAGAAUAUGAAGAUGACUUUGAAAAGGACCUGGAAUGGUUAAUUAAUGAAAAAGAAAAAGGUGGUGCCAGCAUAAUAGAGAUGGCUUGUGGGAAUGAAGAGAAUAUUAACCAAGAAUUAAAAGACAAUGAAACAGAAACAGAACACACUGAACAGAGUUCUGAUCCUGACAAAUCUUUGAAGGAUGAAGUUUCACCAAGAAGAAAUGACUUCAUUUCUGUACCGAGUAUUCAACCUUUGGAUCCCAUAUCAGAUUCAGAUAGUGAAAACUCUUUCCAGGAAUCCAAAGUAGAAAGCCAGAGAGCCCUGGAGGAGGAAGAGGAUGAGGAAGUAAGGAGAUAUAUUAUGGAAAAAAUUAUACAAGCCAACAAGAUUCUACAGAAUCAAGAACCUGUGAAUGAUAAAAGGGAACGGAAGCUUAAGUUCAAAGACAAAUUAGUUGAUCUGGAAGUUCCUCCACUGGAAGACACUGAUACUUACAAAAAUUAUCUUGAAAAUGAAAGUAGUAUGUCUGGAAAACUCUCACAGUUACGUAUUUCCAAGGAAUUUGGACAAGAAAAUGUGCUCAUGUCACUAACUGAUGGAAAUUGUGAAGAGAACAAGGAUAGGAAAAUUCUAGUCGAGAGAGAUGGAAAGUUUGAACUUCUGAAUUUACAAGACAUUGAGAGUCAGGGGGUUUUGCCCCCCAUUAAUACUAAUAGUACAGAAAACGAGCCUCACCAGUUGUCAUCCAGAUCUUCCAACUCAAAUGUCAAUAGUGUCAAGAAAGAAGAGCCGAUAGCAAAGAUUCAUGCUGUUGCUCAUUCAUCAACAGAAGAGCCACUGGCUUAUAUCCCUCAGCCACCAGCCAACCCCAAGACUCGUCCAAGUUCUGCUGCCAACUCAGAUCGAAAAAGAACUGCAAAAACGGCUAGAACAAAAGAGAGAAAAGCUAAAGAGAGAGGUAGUAAAACUGGUGAAUUUUCUCUAAAUGACUUAAAUCAGUGCCCCAGUUCUCUGUUUUACUGGAUACCUGAUGAUAUUAAGCUGAACCAGAAAAUAUCUGACUGUAAAGGCCAAACUUCAGCAGGAUCACAGGAAGAACAACGAAAAAUAGAAGAAGAAAAAGAAAAGAAAAAAGAGAAUGACAUGGUAUUUAAAGCAUGGUUGCAAAAGAAAAGAGAGCAGGUCAUAGAAAUGAGGAGAAUUCAGCGAGCAAAGCAAAUCGAAGACAUGAAUAGCAGACAGGAAAACAGAGAUCCACAACAAGCUUUUCGAUUAUGGCUUAAAAAAAAGCACGAAGAGCAGCUGAGAGAAAGAAAGACAGAAGAACUACGAAAGCAGGAGGAAUGUUUAUUCUUCCUUAAAGGGACCGAAGGCCGCGAAAGGGCCUUUAAACAAUGGCUACGAAGGAAACGGAUCGAAAAACUAGCAGAGCAACAAGCUGUCAGAGAAAGAACUAGACAGCUCCGACUAGAAGCAAAGCAUUCUAAACAAUUGCAGAGCCACCUACAUAUGUCAGAAGCCAAAGCUUUUCGUUUUACUGAUCAUUACAAUUGAAAGUAUCUUAAAUACUUCAUUUGGAAGCUGCUACCCUCAGAAUUUUGUAUAUCAUUUCUAAUGGCCUGUGUGCUUUGGUCAUACUCGAAAUUAUGGAAAUACUAUUUAUCUUUUGGUGAUACUGACAGUGAAUUUAUCUUUUUUUUAACACUAAACAAAAUAAAUUUCUUCCCUCGCA
Molecule: messenger RNA, 2567 nt
Organism: Felis catus (domestic cat)
Lineage: Eukaryota; Metazoa; Chordata; Mammalia; Carnivora; Felidae
Gene: CCDC181
Product: coiled-coil domain containing 181
Exons: 8
Coding region: 815-2389 (524 amino acids)
Molecular function (GO): microtubule binding
Source: RefSeq, a predicted model, not a curated record